This is a messenger RNA of Andrographis paniculata, 1717 nucleotides long. RefSeq lists its product as uncharacterized. The coding region runs from base 658 to 1524 and encodes 288 amino acids. The record is from RefSeq and is a predicted model, not a curated record. The transcript has a single exon. NCBI's taxonomy places the organism in Eukaryota, Viridiplantae, Streptophyta, Magnoliopsida, Lamiales, Acanthaceae.
AAACAACAUAUGUUUUUAUUACAUAUUAUUUGUUCAUAAUUAUAAAAAAAAGAUUGUUCAUGUUGAGUACAUUUGGUAUUGAAAUUUAGCACUGUAGCCACAAAAUAAGGUAAGGGGGUGGCUUUGUGGAAGCGUGGCAGGAUAAUCUUGCUUAAACUUGGGCAAAAGCAAAAUGUUUUGAUCAUAAGAAAGCAAGAUUAAGCAUCAAGUAAUGCCUCUCUUAUCCAAUCAGAUCAGACUGUCCCAUCAAUAUCACAUUUAUUGUAUUACAACAAGAUUCCACAGAAUUAAAUUGAUCUAUAAAUACAAUUCAAAUCCAAAGCCCCUAAUUUCUUAGUCAAUAAUGAUCCUUUCUGAUGAAACAAAUAUCCCAAACAAAAGCCACACCCCACUUAGGAAAAUGAUGCCCACUUUAAACCACUUUUUGGGAGUUUCUUACACACAGACACCAAAUGGUAUAAUAAUAUAAAUCUUUUCUUUCUUUCUUUCUUGAGAGAGGAUGUCUGAAAUUGUUGCUAUAUCAAGUCAGAUUAUUGUAUAUUUUAUAUAUAAAAGCAUACUCAGUCACUUCUUGGCCAUCUCCCACUCAUUCUUGUUUUCUGCCACUUAAAUUAAAUAAAAUCCCCAAAUUCUCUCUUCCCUGCCCAAAAUCUUACAAUGGAUCCUUCUUCUUCCCCUCUGGCCUAUGUAACAGCCCCCAACAGCCCCACUGAUUUUGAGUUCAAAGCUUUCGACGAUCGCGCCAUGGAUUCCGACGCCGCCGACGAUCUCUCCGGCAAGUGGCGCCACCGCGAUCGCGGCGAUUCCCUGCCGGCCAUGGCGUUUGCCGACGAGCUAUUCCUCAACGGCCAAGUGAUGCCUCUGAAGCUCCCCCCGAGGCUCCUAAUUAACGACCCCUCCGAACCCAACAGCUUCCGCCGGAGAUCUCCGCCGGCGGCGGGGACCGUCUGCCGGCUGCCAUUCCCGCGGCGGAUGAGCUCGUGGAACGACGACUUUGAUCCGUUCGCCGCCGCUUUGGAGAAGGUCAGAGACGAGCCCCACCGGAAAAGCCAACACCGACGGUCGAGAUCGUAUUCGCCGUUCAGAGGCCACGUCACGCGAUCGCCGGAGCCUAAUAGAAUUACUCCGGCGACGGCGAGCCAUAGCCACAGCGGGCCGUUGGAGUUGAAAGGGUCGGCGUACGCGAGAUGGGUUCGUGACCAGACCCGCGAAGGGAUAAUUAGCCCCGCGAUAAGUCCGCGGAGCUCCGUAUUCGCGAAAAGGGUUAGGCCCGUUAAGGACGAAAACGACGAGGAAGACGGGUUGGACAACAUAGGAAGAUCGAAAGCGAAUCAUAAUGGUAAUAGUAAAGUGUGGAGGUUUGUGCAGAGGUGGAGGGCGGGAGGGUAUCUGGGGAGAGUGGUGAGCUUUAAGUCUAAAUCUAAGGGGAAGAAGAAGAAGAUGACGACGACGACAAUGGCUGUGAUGGAAUAUAAGAAGUCAUCGUCAUCUUCGUUGAUGCUUUGCUUGGGGAGAGGAGAAUGAGAUGAGAUGAUAUGAGAUGAGAUCAUCAUUGCAGAUGCAACAAUGGUGUUCUGUUCUGUACUGCAUAUUAUAUAAUAGUAUGUCUAUUACUAUUUCCUCAUAUAUACUUUGGUUUAUGUCGUCGUUUACUGUACUACUGCAAAUUUGGGGCGUUUAAGGUUGUUGUGAAUUAAUUGAAACUUCUCUCUCUCUC